AUGGGUGGAAAUUCAAAGGACCACAGCGAGCCAGCGCUAGAGAAAGAAAUAUCAAAAAUGCACAUAAACUCAGAGAAAGACGAAGAUACAUCUAGUGAUUCUGAUUUUGUGCCGGUUGGAUUUGAUUAUGACGGGUUUAAUACGAUGGCAGCAGGUAUACACCAUUUAGAAAAGCCAGAGAACACAGAAAAAGCACAGGUGGACACGCUUUCUUAUGAGAUGCUAUUAGCAAGGAUAGAGAAGUAUUUAAAACCAUCAGACACAGAAAUAGAAAGUAAGAUAAAAAUACCUAUUUCCAUUAGAAGAGAUGGGGCCACAAAAACCUCUAUCAACAUAACUGAAAUUUGCAGGGUGAUUAAUAGAGAAGUAGCACACCUCAGGCAGUUCAUAGAGGUAGAGCUGUCAGUAAACUGUUCAAUAGAUGGAGAGGAGAGGCUUGUAAUUAAGGGAAUAUUCCCAGAGGCACAGUUACAGAAAAUAGUCAGGAAUUACAUUAAGCAGUACGUCUCAUGCGGUAUAUGCGGAUCACUAGAGACUGUUUUAGAAAAAGAAGAUAAGCUUCUGUUUAAAAAGUGCAUUACAUGCAAUGCCACACAGUCAGUCAAUGCAAUACAGCAGGGGUAUAAGGCGCUUACAACUAAAAGAUCGGUCUUAAGAAGAAAAGCAGCAGAAUAA
This is a messenger RNA of Nematocida parisii ERTm1, 675 nucleotides long. RefSeq lists its product as uncharacterized. The transcript has a single exon. Gene Ontology annotation, biological process: formation of translation preinitiation complex; formation of cytoplasmic translation initiation complex; translational initiation. NCBI's taxonomy places the organism in Eukaryota, Fungi, Microsporidia. Gene Ontology annotation, cellular component: eukaryotic translation initiation factor 2 complex. Gene Ontology annotation, molecular function: translation initiation factor activity; translation initiation factor binding; mRNA binding. The coding region runs from base 1 to 675 and encodes 224 amino acids. The record is from RefSeq and is a predicted model, not a curated record.